AACUUAUAUAGGUACAGUGGCCCAUUUGUGAAUAUUUACGGCGACAGAGGCAGAACAAGUUUUAAAGUUUCAACAAUAAAGCUUACCUAUGGAGAAUGCGACAUAUGUGUCCUCCUCAAAAGACAAAGAAGGUGUUGAAUGGAGUGCCAAUUUUGAAUUCUAUCCAUUUUUUGUUGGAUUACACAUGAUCAUAUACAAGGGCUUAAUGUUCGUACCCGGAAUAUUUUUCAGCAAAAAGAAAGCUGUUAUCAAAGUUCCAAGAGAAAGUAUCCCAAUCUCAGGAAAUGAAUGUACGUCGGACAAUCUGCCACAAGAAAUAAGCCUAUCGCUGAAAGCUGAACAAUUUACAGACAUCUACCUUCAAAGUUCAGAUAUAAAAGAUUAUACUGACAAGAAGCCUGGCUUUCGCCUACAAUUUACAAGGCCUUUGGCUACCUCGAUGGAGUCUGUCUCUGGAAUGAACAACUUAUGUCGUGUGUUUUCAAGAACUCCUAAACGGUUACAGAAGGGGGAAUGGAUACUCAUAGAAGAAAGUUUGAAAGGUGAAUUCCAUACGUUUAUUGACAGUCAAGGAAAAAGCCAUAACGCUGACCCUUUACUUGUGGCCUUGUGUCACUUUUCGUACGAAAAUAGUGAUAAUGAGCUCGUCAUGUGUAACAUCAAGGGAGUAAAGGGAGAAAACUCAAUCUCCUUAUCAGUUCCUAUUAUUCAUUCCAUUGACAAAAGAUAUGGAUCACGUGAUGAAGGAUCAGAAGGGAUAAAAAGAUUCUUUGCUAACCACAAAUGUAACUCUCUUUGUAACAACUUUGCUGGCUAUUCACACAGUGCAACAUUUAGAAAAUCUGUGUCCUAAUUUGUACAACUGAGUUGUAUACAGUGAUAGUGAACAUUUUACUAUGUCAUACGGCCAUGUCAUAACUAUGAUAUUACACACGUGUAAUAAAAACCGUGGGAACAUAUUCCUACGCCACUACAAAAUUGUGCACUUCAUGAACUGAUCUUUUUCUGAUAAAAUUUAAUGCUUUUUAUAAAUUUGAAAUGUCUAUUUUGUCGUUUUUAUUU
This is a messenger RNA of Mizuhopecten yessoensis (Yesso scallop), 1062 nucleotides long. Its product is annotated as alpha-protein kinase vwkA-like. The record is from RefSeq and is a predicted model, not a curated record. Gene Ontology annotation, molecular function: protein serine/threonine kinase activity; ATP binding. NCBI's taxonomy places the organism in Eukaryota, Metazoa, Mollusca, Bivalvia, Pectinida, Pectinidae. Gene Ontology annotation, biological process: protein phosphorylation. Bases 89 to 853 code for a protein of 254 amino acids. The transcript is spliced from 2 exons.